AGAGCUAGGAUUUGUUCAUGCAUAUCCAGCCAUACGAUAACCUUCACAAUACUCUUUUAGAAAUGGAAUAGAAUACCCUUUGAGAAAAGUUGCUUGAAUUGAGUUGUCGUGUCUUGACCCGAUUGAUACAGAGAGUCCGGCUUACGCACAGGUACCUGACAUUCGGUGGAGAUACUCGAUGAAGAUAUAUAGUUGACGCUGGAAGUUUCCCAAUUACCUUUGUUUCUGUAUAUCGUUCCUAUUGUUCUUUCUCUUGUAAAAGCAUCAUUUUAGUCUGAGAUUCUACCAAGGAAGUUCACGAUUUCAAUUGCAUAUCUCACUGUACAUUUUUCCUUCAAGUGACUGUUGCAAUUCGUCACAAUGGCUAAUAACAGACUUCAAUCACUCGCACAUCACUUCUCUGCUACUUCUCCUCCACCACAUCCAUUCGAUCCUCUCUCCAAUGCAGAAAUUGAGAAAGCUGUUCAGACCAUCCGAGCUGAAAAGGGAUCUGUUCAUUACAAUGCCAUCACACUUUAUGAACCCCGAAAGAAGGAGAUGAUGAAAUGGCUUGAAAGUCCAGAGGUUGUUCCAAGACCAAGGAGAAUAGCAGAUGUGGUGGUGAUUGCGCCAGGUGGUAAGGUCUAUGAUGGUUUGGUUGAUUUGGCAGAGGGAAAGGUGGUGAAAUGGGAACAUAUUGAUGGUGUACAACCUUUGGUAUGUGUAUAAUCCAUGCUAGAAUCUUGUGCAAUAUACUUGCGACAUUAAAGCUAACAGAAAAUCCAGAUUACCAUGGAAGAUCUUCAAAUUGUUGAGCAUGUUGUUCGAAAAGACCCGAAGGUAAUCGAGCAAUGUAUUUUGAGUGGUAUUCCAGCGGAGGAUAUGCACAAAGUGUAUUGCGAUCGUAAGUCUCAUAUCUACCUCGUUUACUCCCCUUAUUCUAAGCGAUUAUAGCAUGGACCAUUGGUUACGACCACCGAUUCGGUAAUAACGUUCGUCUACAACAAGCGCUUAUGUACUAUCGACCUCACAUGGAUGAUUCUCAAUACUCCUUCCCUCUCGAUUUCUGUCCUAUUUACGAUGCAGAAAAACAACAGAUCAUCCACAUUGAUAUCCCAGAAGUCCGAAGACCAGUCAGCAAGGCAGCACCAAACAACUAUCACCCAGCAAGCAUAGAAAAGGAAGGGGGAUACAGAAAAGAUAUCACACCAAUCAAUAUUACACAACCAGCUGGUGUAUCGUUCAAGGUUGAGGGUCGUGAGAUUAAUUGGCAAAACUGGAACUUCCAUGUUGGAUUCAAUUACAAGGAAGGAAUUGUCCUCAACAAUAUUACAUACAACGAUAAGGGAACCGUUAGACCAGUAUUCUACAGACUUUCUCUCGUAGAGAUGGUCGUUCCUUACGGUAACCCUGAACAUCCUCAUCAACGCAAACACGCUUUCGAUCUUGGUGAAUAUGGAGGAGGAUACAUGACUAACAGUCUCUCCCUCGGCUGUGACUGCAAAGGUGCAAUUCAUUACAUGGUACAGUUUUCCCAUUUCAACGGAUACUUGGAAUUGUUUUUAACAUAGAUCAAAUUAGGACGCUGCCUUUGUAAACCGUGCCGGUGAAAGUACCACCAUCAAAAAUGCCAUCUGCAUUCACGAAGAAGAUGCCGGCAUCCUCUUCAAGCACACCGAUUUCCGCGAUGAUUCCGUCAUUGUAACCCGUGGCCGUAAACUCAUCGUCUCCCACAUCUUCACAGCCGCCAACUACGAAUACUGCGUAUACUGGAUCUUCCACCAAGACGGUACCAUCCAACUCGAAAUAAAACUCACCGGUAUCUUAAACACCUAUUCCAUGAACCCAGGCGAAGACACCAAAGGCUGGGGAACCGAAGUCUACCCUGGCGUCAACGCACACAAUCAUCAACAUCUCUUCUGUCUACGUAUCGACUCCAACAUCGACGGACCGAACAACACCGUCUUCCAAGCCGACGCCAUGCCCGGCGCCGGCGCCGUCGGAUCCGCCGAAAACCUCCACGGAAACGCCUUCUUCGCCCAAAAAACCGAAUACAAAACCGUCAACGAAUCAAUCAGCGACUACGACGGCAUCACCUCACGCACAUGGGAAAUGGCCAACCCCAACAAACUAAACCCGUACUCCCACAAACCCGUCUCCUACAAACUAGUCAGUCGAGAAGUCCCCAAGCUCCUCCCCAAAGAAGGCUCUCUCGUCUGGAAACGCGCCGGCUUCGCCCGCCACGCCGUCCACGUAACUCCAUACUCAGACGACCAACUACACCCCGCCGGCCGACACGUACCUCAAACUUCCGGCGAGCCCAGCGCCGGUCUUCCAGAAUGGAUCGCGAACGGCGAGGCGAAUAUUCAAAAUACCGAUAUUGUUCUCUGGCAUACUUUUGGCAUUACGCAUUUUCCCAGCCCGGAAGAUUUCCCCAUCAUGCCUGCCGAACCUAUGACGUUGUUGUUGAGGCCGCGUAAUUUCUUUAUUAAGAAUCCCGCGUUGGAUGUGCCGCCUUCGUAUUGUAGUACGCCGAGUAGUGUGGCCGCUAGUAAGGAUGGUGCCUUGAAGAGUGUGUUGAAUUUGACAGAUGGGGAGAGUAGGUUGGUUGAUGGAAAGAAAUGUUGUGCGUGAGUGGUGGUAAUUUAAAUGAAGAUGGAUCUGGAUCUGGAUAUGGAUGAAUGCGAGGGCUUUUUAUCUAUUCUAUAUUGUAUAUAAGGAUUUGCUUUGGGGGGUUUUUGGGAAUACUAUUUUUAUCA
Sclerotinia trifoliorum is the source of this 2738-nucleotide messenger RNA. The record is from the annotation of a GenBank genome assembly. Lineage: Eukaryota; Fungi; Ascomycota; Leotiomycetes; Helotiales; Sclerotiniaceae.